AUGACAUCGUUAACACAAUUGCAUUCAACUGUUGUCGUGGCUGAUCCGGUAGUACCGUACAUGGAGGUGAUUCCGGAUGGGCUAUAUCCAGGUCGAAGUAUUGUUAUUAGGGGAGCCGUUCUGCACGAUCCACACCAGAAACGUUUCGUCGUAGAAUUUUGUUGUGGUUUACUGAUUCAAGGUGAUCAUCAAGAUGACAAAGCUCUGCAUUUCAACCCUCGAUUCGAUACUGGUAGCUCAUGGUUUAGUCCUCCACCUGAUCGACAAAUUGUAUUAAAUUCGUUGAUUGGCAAUCGAUGGGGUAUGGAAGAGCGCUACGCAAAUGUUUUCAAAGAAGGAAAUGAAUUUUCAAUGCGCAUAUUAGUGCUCGCUAAUUAUUUCAGUAUUGCUGUGGAUGGUCGUCAUUUAUGUGAUUAUUUACAUCGAAUACCGAUUACUAAUAUUAGGACAAUGUAUAUAGGAGGCAAUGUCCGAAUCAACACCAUUAAAUAUGAGGGUAUCGAUAAUGCUUCAACUUCCAAGCAAGUAAAACUCACUGAUGAAGUUGGUAAACUUUCCAGCAGCAAUGUCAUUCGCAAGCCUAAAGUCCCUUUUGUAAUGCGUUUGAACGAGAGAUUGUCACCCGGUAUAAAAGUAUUAGUUACUGGUACACCGCUAAUGAACGCUGAAUACUUUACCAUUAACUUUUUGACACCGAUGGAACAUUUCUUUCAUUUCCGAGUAAAUUUUUCAGUAGGAAACGAGAAGGAAGCGAUAGUGCGAAAUAGUACAGAAUUUGGAAAAUGGCAAAAGGAAGAACGUGAAAUGUGCUCCUUUCCUUUUCGACAAGGAAUCACCUUUGACAUCAUGUUUUAUUUUGAAGAACAACACAUUUCCAUAACAAUUAACGGCAAUCACUUUGCUAAUUUUCAUUACCGAAAAUUUUCCAAACUGAUUCACAUCGAGACUAUCACUGUCAAAGGCGACUUGAGUCUACAGAAAAUUGAGCUCCGAUGA
Messenger RNA from Brugia malayi, 996 nucleotides. RefSeq lists its product as uncharacterized. The transcript is spliced from 8 exons. Gene Ontology annotation, molecular function: carbohydrate binding; galactoside binding. NCBI's taxonomy places the organism in Eukaryota, Metazoa, Nematoda, Chromadorea, Rhabditida, Onchocercidae. The record is from RefSeq and is a predicted model, not a curated record. Bases 1 to 996 code for a protein of 331 amino acids.